Anoplophora glabripennis (Asian longhorned beetle) is the source of this 459-nucleotide messenger RNA. RefSeq names its product extensin-like. The transcript has 2 exons. Bases 1 to 459 code for a protein of 152 amino acids. The record is from RefSeq and is a predicted model, not a curated record. NCBI's taxonomy places the organism in Eukaryota, Metazoa, Arthropoda, Insecta, Coleoptera, Cerambycidae.
AUGGCAGCUAAAUUCGGUUUAACCAUCUUCGUGGUCUUGGUCGCCACCCAGGUCUUCCCCUCAUCCGGAUCAUGUAUCUACCCACCACCACCAUGCUCUCUUCCAGCACCAUGCGCACCCGGUGGAUACGUUAGUGGACCCGCCCAUGGACCUGUAUACCUUCCAGGACCCUCACCUGUAUACGUCGGAUCUGCUGGAGCUUCAGCUGCCGGAUCCGUAUAUUACCCAGGACCUGCCCCAUCCCCUGACUGUUCCGUGCCCCCAGUAUACCUUCCACCACCCAAAUUCCCCAAUCUCCCAACCAUCCACGCUCCAAACCCAUUGACCAUCCCUCUCCAAGUGCCUUCCGUAAUCCCCGUAGGAAAGGUCUGCGUAUGCAAGGCCAUCCAGAUCCAACCAUCUGUCAUCCCAGUACAAAAACCAGUAAGUCCAAAACCUCUUUACUUAGUAAAUACUUAA